This is a messenger RNA of Echinococcus granulosus, 4473 nucleotides long. Its product is annotated as Protein patched. The transcript has 13 exons. Gene Ontology annotation, molecular function: smoothened binding; hedgehog family protein binding; hedgehog receptor activity. Gene Ontology annotation, biological process: smoothened signaling pathway. The coding region runs from base 1 to 4473 and encodes 1490 amino acids. Gene Ontology annotation, cellular component: plasma membrane. The record is from RefSeq and is a predicted model, not a curated record. Lineage: Eukaryota; Metazoa; Platyhelminthes; Cestoda; Cyclophyllidea; Taeniidae.
AUGUAUAAACUCGCGGUUGAAAGUGGUCGACUAUCGGCAGAGUUGAAUUACCUAGCCAAGGCACUUCGCUCAGCCGAUAUGCACCACCAAAUACCGCCCUACGCGGGGAGUAUUUACCACCAGCCGCCCUCUUGGGGUGAUCUGUACCUCCGAUCACCCGAUUUGAUCCCCGCCGCGCUGCACGCCUCGCCGCUUGGAGGUCUGCCAGGCAGCGAGUUCAUGGGGUCUAUUGAGUCCAUCCUACAGACCUCUACAUCCGCUUCUCCCACGGGCAACCUCCUUACGCUGGAGGCACUGCGCGAUCACAUGGACCUUUUGGUGAAGAUUCACAAGCUCGAGGUCAAGGUGGGCGCUUCGAAGUGGAGGCUGGAGGACCUCUGUCAGCGCGCUGAGCUCCCUAGCGUCGCAGGACUGCACAGCAUUGAGUCAUUUCUCGCUCAGCUCAUCCCCUGUAUUGUCAUCACCCCCGCCGACUGCUUCUGGGAGGGCUCUAAGGUCAUUGCACCAGACACGGUUGUUCAGAUACCGUGGCCCAACAAGCAGUACACGCUGCAGUGGUCGAGUCUCAACCCGCACCACAUGCUUUCGAGCCUUCGAAGUGAGUACGGCAACCACUCCUCGGAGAUGAACUACCUCGAUGAGCUGACGGACAUGCUCAAUCGAACAGGUUUGAGCCAUGGCUAUCUCACUCGGCCCUGUCUAGACCCCCAUGACCCUGGCUGUCCCAGUCUCUCUCCCAACUACAAAGCGCAGUCGCCAGACAUUGCUUGUGUGGUUACCAACGGCUGUCCCAGUUUCGCCGCAAACAUCCUUCACUGGCCCAGAGACCUUCUUCUCGGUGGCCAGCGGUGCUUCGUACGAAAUCACUCCACAGCGUCCUGCGGAAAUCCUGGCCAUCGCUUGGUGCAUGCUUCGGCUCUGCAAUCUCUGCUUCUGCUUCGCUCACCACAGGACCUCUACCGCACCGUCCGCUUUAACGAUCCCUAUAAGCACGAGUCGUGGACCCUGCUAGACGCGCAAAACACGCUGGACCAGUGGCGCAGUGGACUCAAGCAUCUCCUCAUUGUGCAUAAUAAAGCCAUAUCGGGGAGCAGGAGCUGGCAAUACUACGGCUUCACCGACAACUCCCUUCGUGACCUUCUCACGCAGAGCACAGUUAGUGUGUGGUUUGCUCAACUCGCUGGAGCCGUUGUACUCGUACUUCUCUACGGCAUGGUGUGCCUGCUGUGCUGGCGCGAACCUUCGCGGUCCCAAUGCUGGCUGGCCUUGGCUGGUUUAGGUCUUAUUGUCCUCGCUCUUGUGGCUGGCCUCGGCAUCUGCUCUCUCAUCGGCCUCCCCUUCAAUGUUUUAUCCAUCCAGGUCCUGCCCUUCUUAAUUCUCGGUUUCGGCAUGGAGGGAUUGUUCGUGUUUACCACCUGCAACACUUGCGUGCUAUCGCGCUCGGCAGAGGUCAACCAAAAAGCUGUACUGUGGACCACCCACGUGCUUGCCGAGCACGGAACUGCCUUCGUCUUUUCCGCCCUCGUGAUGGCUGCCGCAUUCUUCGCUGCCAUCUACCUUCCCGUGCCUGUGAUGCGACAGUUCUGCCUCCAGGCGGGUAUCCUGGUGUUGGUUCAGGCCGUCACAAUCAUGGCCUUGUUCCCAGUGCUCCUAAAGUUGGACUCACGGCGACGCGUGUGCCAUCGUAUGGAUGUGCUGUGCUGUCUCCGGCAGCCCGUCUCUAUGGCACACCAUGAUACUGAAGCCGCUUCUGCCACCAUUACCGCCUCUGCAUCACCCUCCUACCUUGUCACACCUUCUGACCCCAGUGAGGGUAUCGUGCGUGUCGUGGAGACCACCUCCACGAAGGUCCGUCUCAGUGGUAAUGCUGUGGCCACCGUUAAGGUCUCCGUCUCCACGCGGAAGCCACCCAUUUUGGUCAAAGACAUCCAUUCUUGUGGCCAUGGAAGUCUCGGAGUUGUCUUCCUGGAGUGUCUCUGUAGUUCCUGUCAGCACCGGCAGUCUUGCACCGGCGGUCCGCUUUUCAUCCGCCUUGCAAACCGACUGGCGGCUGCGCUCUCGCAAUUCCUCUCUCUCCGCAUCGUUAUCUGUCUCCUCGGUCUCAGCCUCGUCGCCUCAGCCGCCGUGUUGGCUCCCUUGCGUCUCCGACUGGGUCUCAACCUCCUCAGUCUCAUCCCCACCGACGCUAUCGAACAUGGAUUCGUGGAGAAGUCGAGUGAGACCUUCGGUCUCAUUCACUUCCAACUCAUUACUCGAGGCAGCGACGCCAUUUUGGUGGCCGAACCAUCACCACCUGCGCCUGCUGAGGGUUUUAUUCGCAGGAAGCCAGAAGUUCCACAGGUCAGCGCUCUUUCUGGUCCUGGAGUCGAUUUUGCCCGGAGUCAGACGCAUCUGAGGACACUGUUUUCUGAGGUGGCUAGCUUACCGGGAGUUUCCUUCACUGGCAAACGUAUCUGGCUGGAUUCCAUGCACGACUGGCUGCUGGGGCUUCAAAGGGCUUUUGAUGCUGAUGUACAAAAUGGCUAUAUCUCUCCCGAAGGCAACUGGACCGAAAAAGCCAGUGAAGAAGGCGUUCUUGGCCUCUUGCUGAUUGUGCAAACCGAUAACGGUAUCGACUUGGGCAGGAUUCGAACGGGUCGUCUGGUGCACAAUCGUGUGAUCGAACCAUCUGCAUUUCGCGUCUAUCUGCAUGCAUGGCGUGUGCUAGAUGUGUUUAACUACACCUCUCCUCCCUGUACCAUCAUUCCUGAUCCAGGCCUUCACUUGGGUCGCAUUACACUACCGCAGCGGGUGGGGGGACCUUCAGACCUCUACAGCAUCUCACCUGCCGAUCCAAUCCAACUUACUCAAACAGCAUUUUUUGCCAGAGGCUACGGGGAUAUCGCCGACCAAAUCAGAUUCGUCAAGAGAGUUCGUGCUCUCACCGAGCAGUCGAUUUCUCAGGGCGUACCAGUCUUUCCCACAGGUCUGCCGUUCACCCUGGCAGAGCAGUAUCUCACCUUUUGGCAGCACUUCGUCGUGACCAGUGGCAUCCUUGUGGGUGCAGUGUUAGUGGCGGGUCUGAUAUUCCUCCCGCGUCCCGUGGCUGCUCUACUCGCCGUGUGCGUGGGCGGCGGUGGCGCUGUCUCCGCUUGUCUCCUCGGUUUCCUUGUCCUUGGCCUCGAUCUAAAUGCCAUAUCGGGUGGAUUAGUGCUCAUUGCUUUCGGAUUGGGUACAAAACUCUCCUCAGGGGUACUCUGCGGCUGGUACGGCCCCCAGCACAACAUUCACCAUCGGAGUCGCAUAAAUGCUUCCUCCUUCGAGGUUUGCAACGAUAGUGGGAGCAAGGAGGCUGCAGAGAGGGAGGUAGAGGUGGGAGGAGUGACUGCCACUCCUCCUGCUCCUUUGAGGGUGAAGAAACUUUUUGCAAUUCUUCGAAACCAAAUCAGUCAAAUCGUCCACGCCAAUGUAAGCCUCGUGCUAGCUGUGGCAUUGUUAGCCGCCGUGCGAGUCGAGUUCAUUGCUGAUGCUCGUCUUUUCAGUCAUUUCUUCCGCCUCGUGGGCAUAAUAUCUCUGGCUUGUCUCUUCGAUUGCUUGGUCCUUCUUCCAACAGUGUGUUUCGUUCUUGAGCCUAUCUUUCCCUCUCCAUUGUAUACUAUGUCGUCUCCGCCCCCUGUUCAUAUUCGCCACGAUGUGGAAACUACCAUCAGCGAUCUUUUGCCACAUUCCCCUACACCCUCACCUUUGCCGACGUCUCCCCCUUCGACCCUGCCAUCGCGGGUCGAAUCGACCGAUUUCAGUCCCUUCAUAAACGCUCAGGCGACCGAGGAAGAUGAGGAAGAGGACGAAGAAGACCUGGCGAUGCGCCAGCUCUGUGACUCCCUUAAGCGCAGCACCAUAUUAGAAUUCGCUCAUCGUGAUCGUGCUGCUCCAUCUCCUCCCCCCUCCGCAGUUAUUGAUUUGUUUACAAAUGCACUCAGAGACGCCUCGCGGCACGCUAGUCUGAGCACCAUCUCAGAGGAACCCUCUAAUUCCAGCUCCACUAUUAGCCUUCAUCCUCCGCCCCCCCUCAUAACUCCAUCGCACCCUCCGCCUCCCCCUCCUCCCUCCUCCCAUCACCACCACCUUCGUCAUCAUCCAGCGGCAGUGCGGAUGAAGAUGUUCCUUCCGCUUUUGAACGCAGCAAUGGUGGCAGCGCAACGUCAUCACCAGCACCAGCAACAACAGCAGGCCCGUCGGGGUGGUGGCACUGGUGGGCCCGAGCCUCCACCGCCGCCCUACACCGAGCGCUUGCCAUCCGCCUCAAAUUCCUACCGCUACUUUCAAUCCAAGUGUGGAUUGUCCUGUAAGUUGGCCAAACCUUGCAUUUACGAGUCUGCUUUAGCAAGGGACUUGGCCGUUGAAAACCUGCAAAUAUGCUAUAUAUUUGCCCCGCCCGUGAAGAUAACAAAAACGAGGAUUCCCUUUUCGCGACCGGAAUUUCCCUGUGAUUAA